UGUGGUGUGUGUUUGUCGCUCUAUUAGAUGGAGCUGCUGCUUCUACUGGCGAUGGUGACAGCAUGUGCUGCCGCUCCUCAAGAUCUGACAGACAAAAUGUUCACUUUCCCACAAGAAAGCAACACAGAUUAUGUGAGGCUGACGACAUCAAGACAAAAUCUCGGGGCUGUAACCGCCUGUCUCAGGUCCUUCACAGAUCUCAGAAGAGAUCACUCACUCUUCUCUUUGGCGACACCCUCUGCUGCCAAUGACUUCCUGUUUUUCAAGAUGGCUGCAGCGGAUGAGUUUCAUCUAUGGGCCAGGGACAAACAGACUUCCGUUGUUGGGCAGGAUUACAGACUGAACACGUGGCACUCUAUUUGUUCCACAUGGGACGCUACAACUGGACUGAUGCAACUUUGGUUAGAUGGAAAACCCUCGAGUCGGAAAUUCGUCAGCUCUGGAUCCAACAUCAACGGACCCAUUAUAAUUGUUUUAGGACAGGAUCAGGAUUCCUAUGGUGGAGGUUUGGACACUAAACAGUCUUUUGUUGGCAUGAUGUCUGAUGUCCACAUGUGGGACUACGCACUUCCCCCCUGUGAGAUCAAGAGCUAUGCGAAUCACCUAACCUUCACGCCAGGCAACGUGCUGAACUGGAAGGCGUUGGAGUUCCAGAUUAUAGGAAGAGUGCUGAUAGAAGAUAAUGUGAGCACCUGUCAGUAAACUUUUGAUGCCGGAUUUCAUCCAGUCUUACAAGGUAAAAUCAGAACUUCAUGUCCAAUAUAAAGGGUUGUGUCAAAUUCAUCCAAGCUAUCUAAGUGUUCUCAAUUUUGGUUUGAUGUUUUUGUUUAUUUUCUUAUAAGAUGUAACCAUGAGUUUUUAUACUUUACUAAUGAGCGUCUUUCUGAACUUAUUGUCAUGUAUUGUGUGCAUUAAUCAUACAGGGAUUGGGAUACUCUGUUAUAUUGCUUAUCUGAAACAAUCAUUAUCACUCUAAACCUUUGUUGAAAGUUGAAACCAGCUAAAGAUGG
Molecule: messenger RNA, 1010 nt
Organism: Stegastes partitus (bicolor damselfish)
Lineage: Eukaryota; Metazoa; Chordata; Actinopteri; Pomacentridae
Product: C-reactive protein-like
Exons: 4
Coding region: 28-702 (224 amino acids)
Source: RefSeq, a predicted model, not a curated record